GGUUGACAGUGUCAAUCAAUUUUGACAGAUGUCAAUGGCAAAUUGGUUAAGAGCAAUGGGCUUAAUAUUUUCCAAUUUUUUCGGAAAACUGUUCGGAAAGAAGCAGAUUCGUAUACUUAUGGUGGGACUGGACGGAGCUGGAAAAACCACAAUCCUUUACAAAAUGAAACUGGGCGAAAUAGUGCACACGAUUCCAACAAUAGGUUUUAACGUGGAAACUGUCGAAUACAAAAAUAUCUGUUUCACAGUAUGGGACGUGGGAGGUCAAGACAAACUCAGAAGGCUUUGGAGGCACUACUUUCAAAAUUCGCAGGCAAUCAUUUUUGUUGUCGACUCCUGCGAUCGGGACCGGAUAGACGAAGCUGCAACCGAGCUGCGCAACAUGCUGUUCGAGUACGAGCUGCAGCAGUCGGUUUUGCUCGUGAUCGCGAACAAGCAAGACGUCCCCGUCGCCAUGACGACGUCGGAACUGGCCGACAAGUUGCAGCUGAAAGACCUGCGCAAUCGCAGGUGGCACAUGCAGGGCGCGUGCGCGUUGAAAGGCAGCGGCUUGGUGGAGGGUUUCGAUUGGCUGGCCAAUGAGAUAUCCGAGAUGUGAAGACGAUCUUAGAGAAUAUGAUUCAAUGCUCCAAUGUACGAUUAAGAUAAGUUUAAAUUUUGUUUUUUAUAGUGUGUAUUGUGUAUUAUACCUGCAUUAAUCAAUUAAUUAAUGAA
This is a messenger RNA of Brassicogethes aeneus, 714 nucleotides long. Lineage: Eukaryota; Metazoa; Arthropoda; Insecta; Coleoptera; Nitidulidae. The record is from the annotation of a GenBank genome assembly.